AGACAGACACAACAUGAUCAAGCCAUGGCCAGCCUGUGGAUCCUCUCCUGCCUUGCCUUUGUUGGGGCCGCCUAUGGUUGCGGCACUCCCGCCAUCUCUCCCGUCAUCACCGGUUACUCUCGUAUUGUGAACGGUGAGGAGGCUGUGCCUCACUCUUGGCCCUGGCAGGUGUCCCUUCAGGAUUAUACUGGCUUCCACUUCUGUGGCGGCUCUCUCAUCAGUGAGAACUGGGUGGUGACAGCUGCUCACUGCAACGUUAGGACGUCCCACCAGGUGAUCCUCGGAGAACAUGACCGCUCCUCCAAAGCUGAAGAUAUCCAGGUCAUGAAGGUUGACAAGGUGUUCAAGAACCCCCGUUUCAAUGGCUUCACCAUUAGCCAUGAUAUCCUGCUCAUCAAGCUCGCCAGCCCCGCCCAGCUCAACAUGCGUGUUUCCCCCGUGUGUCUGGCCGAGACCGGUGACGACUUCCCCGGAGGCACGAAGUGUGUGACCACUGGUUGGGGCCUGACUCGCUACAAUGCUCCUGACACCCCUGUCCUGCUACAGCAGGCCUCCCUCCCCCUGCUGACCAAUGAGGAGUGCCGUAAUUACUGGGGCAGCAAAAUCUCAGCCACAAUGAUCUGCGCUGGAGCUGAUGGAGCCUCCUCCUGCAUGGGUGAUUCCGGUGGCCCUCUGGUCUGUCAGAAAUCUGGAGCCUGGACUCUGGUCGGAAUCGUGUCCUGGGGCAGUGGAACCUGCACUCCCACAUUACCUGGUGUGUAUGCCCGUGUCACCGAGCUCCGUGCCUGGGUGGAUGAGACCAUCGCUGCUAACUGAAGUGCUAAUGUCAGUCUAGACAGUUUCAUGAUGAUCAUCAAUAAAACAAAACAAAGAAUCUCUUAAACA
This is a messenger RNA of Monopterus albus (swamp eel), 885 nucleotides long. RefSeq names its product chymotrypsin A-like. The transcript is spliced from 7 exons. Bases 25 to 816 code for a protein of 263 amino acids. The record is from RefSeq and is a predicted model, not a curated record. Gene Ontology annotation, biological process: proteolysis. Lineage: Eukaryota; Metazoa; Chordata; Actinopteri; Synbranchiformes; Synbranchidae. Gene Ontology annotation, molecular function: serine-type endopeptidase activity.